Penicillium cosmopolitanum is the source of this 645-nucleotide messenger RNA. Its product is annotated as SDR family oxidoreductase. Bases 1 to 645 code for a protein of 214 amino acids. The transcript is spliced from 2 exons. Gene Ontology annotation, molecular function: triacylglycerol lipase activity; acylglycerone-phosphate reductase (NADP+) activity. The record is from RefSeq and is a predicted model, not a curated record. Gene Ontology annotation, biological process: phosphatidic acid biosynthetic process; triglyceride catabolic process. Gene Ontology annotation, cellular component: endoplasmic reticulum; lipid droplet. NCBI's taxonomy places the organism in Eukaryota, Fungi, Ascomycota, Eurotiomycetes, Eurotiales, Aspergillaceae.
AUGAUCUCGUCCACCAAUAACCCCAAAACAGUCCUAAUAACCGGCUGCAGCUCUGGUGGCAUCGGAUCAGCCUUAGCAGAAACCUUCACAGAACGAGGCCUCCACGUCUUCGCAACAGCCCGCACCCUGUCGAAGAUGACACGUCUAGAGAAACGCCCGAACAUCACCCUCUUAGAGCUAGAUGUGACGUCCGCCUCUAGUAUCCAUGCUGCUGUGGAGACAGUCACGGCGAUUACCGGAGGAAAGCUCGAUUAUCUAGUCAACAAUUCAGGCCAAUCUUGCGUUCGGCCGGCUCUUGAUACGGAUCUGGAACAGGCGAAGAAACUAUUCGAUGUCAACUUUUGGGGAGCGGUUGAUACUAUUCAUGCUUUUGCGCCGUUGGUUAUUAUCUCACGGGGAACUAUUGUAAAUGUGGGUUCUAUUGCUUCGGUGUUGAAUGUGCCGUGGGGAUCUUUUUACAACGCAUCAAAGGCCGCAAUCCAAGCCUACGGCGAAUCCCUUCGUCUAGAAAUGGCACCUCUAAACGUAAAAGUCACCACCGUCAUGACCGGAGUCGUCGCAACGAACAUAUUCGCCAACCAUCCAGACCCCAAACUCCCCGAGGAUUCGUACUGGAAGCCCGCUCCAAAGAGAUCAGUGCCAUGA